CAGGACCAUAAGUUUGCUGCUUCUCAUGAAACCGUUGGCCCACCUAGUUAGGUAUGUCGCCUCUGGCACAGAUGCUGUCUGAUGCUUCUGAGGAAAACCGACACAUUGCCCUGGAGGACAGAUUUUUCUCUGGUCCCUGCAGCUAUCAAGUCCCUGCCCUGAGGCAGAAGGUUGAGAUUUCUCAGAGUGUUUUUGAGUCUCAUCUAAGAGGUGUCCAGGUAUCAAACUAUUAAUCACAAGAAAACUUGUCCUGUGAACCAACUUGUAAAAAAAGCCCCGAUGCCAUGGAGUAGGUAACUCUGCUCAUCUGGAGUUUUUCUUCCUUGGUUACACGCUGAUUUGCUAGUCUCUUUACCAAACUGUCAUUGUUCUUGCAUUAUGGUAGAGGCAGAAGGAAAAGCUGAUGGGAUCUCAAGGAAGCUUUAGGAUUGUUCAAAUUCACUUGACUCCCUCAGAGACAACAGAAAUGGAAAAGCCUCUUUUCAGUAGCACCAAGUGACAGGACAAGGGGCAAUGGGCACAAACUGCAACACAAGGAAGUUCCAUCUGAAUAUGAUGAAAAACUGUACUCUGAGGGUGACAGAGCAUGGGCACAGGCUGCCCAGGGAGGCUGUGGAGUCUCAGUCUCUGGAGACAUUCACAACCUGCCCGGAUGCGAUUCUGUGCAACCAGCUCUAGGAAAAUCUGCUUUAACAAGGGGUUGGACUGGGUGAUCCCCAGAGGUCCCUUCAGGCCCCCACCACUUUGGGAAAAGCAGUCUCAGGCAAGGUGCCUAUCUGGGGUACACCCUCUCAGCAAAGUGAGGAUACAGCCCCUGCAACCUGGCCACCCAAGCAUUAGACACCCUCCUCCUCUACUGGCUAUACAAGCCUAAACGCUGCAUUCUCACAUCAUCCAGAAGCUCUCCUGCUUAGAGGGGCUGUGAUUUACGAUGAUGAAUUAUUUAAUGUUGUAUUUGGUGCCAAGGUAGUGCUGUGGCGGAUACAUUAGCACAGCGCCGAGAUAGAUGGGAUCAGCUAGACAUUAAGUGGGUGGGGAGCAGUCCUACAACUUGCUUCUUCCUUCACUCAUUGCAGUUUAUAACUUGUCUUGUGUGUCAGAAUAUAUGGUCCUUUGCUGGUCUUCAUGAGCCAGUAUCGCUUUCUACACAUCCUCCUGUUUUCUGUACUGUCCUGCAUUCCUCGUGGAGGAAUCUGCUGGUUUGUUGCCAGGGGCCUCUCUCCUAAUGGCAUCUCUUCAAAGAUCAAUUUCAUUCAUCACAUCAGACUUGCAGGAUUAGAAUUGGACUUCCUGGCGCAAUUGUGACUUUCAGCCUGUGGCCUGCACAACUGGGGAGAAGAAUAUGGCUCUACAGGGCCUGAGAAAGGUAAUGACCAGAAGCCAGACUAUUGGUAAGAGGCUCCAGGGUCAGCUGCACCAUCACAAAAAUUUGGGGGCUGCAGACUGAGAGGCUAUGGAAAACCGUUGUAUUAAGCUCUCCCCAAAAACAGCUUUUAAAACCAGGCAACUUACAGAACCUACUUGUUUCUCCUGUAAGGCUGUCCUGGUGCUCAGCUUUCCCCGUUUCCCACUGACAGACAGGUGCACAGAGCACUGGAUGAUCCUGUGUCAGCUCUCCCUGUCACUGUGACUUGGUGUAACUGCCAGCUGGGAGCCUACAACCCCGUUAGCAUGAAGUCCAGUGCCAUCUAGUGCCUUCUGCUGUCUGCAACGGGGACUGGAGAUGGAAAGAGGGUCCAUAAACUCCUGUCACAGGGCUCAGCAACCUGAAAUGGGUGGAAGAGAGGAGGCGAGGCAUGCUGCCGGGCCCUGCGGCCAACGUGCAAAGCCACCCAAGGCCUGAUGUUACACAGUGCUGAGAAAUCAAAUCUUUAAAAAACGAGGCUUCUUUUAGAAAACAUGACUAGCUUUAAAAUAGGUUAGUCCUGACCUCUAGCUGCUUCUGUUCUAGCCAGUCCUGACCUCUAGCUGCUUCUCAAUCACCCAAACUUCAAGAAAUUCAAACAAAAGGUGUAUUCUUCUCUGUCCCUCCCAUUUCAGGAAACACUACACGCUUUCCUCAGCUUCUUUCUCCCUCUGCCGUUCACAGACACUGGAACGGAGCAGCCGCCCCAUGCUAGGUAGUGUGAAGUCAUGGCUAUCCUGUUCGCUGUUGUGGCGAGGGGCACAACCAUCCUUGCCAAACAUGCCUGGUGUGGAGGAAACUUCCUGGAGGUGACAGAGCAGAUCCUGGCAAAAAUACCAUCUGAAAACAACAAACUGACCUAUUCACAUGGGAAUUAUCUGUUUCAUUACAUCUGCCAAGACAGGAUUAUAUACCUCUGCAUCACAGAUGACGACUUUGAACGAUCCAGAGCCUUCAACUUCCUGAAUGAGAUCAAGAAGAGGUUCCAGACCACAUAUGGCUCAAGAGCACAGACAGCCCUUCCCUAUGCAAUGAACAGCGAGUUCUCAAGCGUCUUAGCUGCACAGCUGAAAUACCACUCGGAGAGCAAGGGCACUGACCAGGUGGCAGAGACGCAAGCUCAAAUCGAUGAACUUAAAGGAAUCAUGGUUCGAAACAUAGACCUUGUGGCACAAAGAGGAGAGAAGCUGGAGCUGCUGAUUGAUAAAACAGAGAAUCUUGUGGAUUCGUCAGUCACUUUCAAAACUACGAGCAGGAACCUUGCUAGAGCCAUGUGUAUGAAGAACCUCAAGCUAACCAUUGUCAUCAUCAUUGUAUCAAUUGUUAUCAUCUAUAUUAUUCUAUCAGCUGCCUGUGGUGGGCUUGCAUGGCCGAGCUGUGUGCAGAAGUAACUGGAGGCAGCUGGUGCUGGUCACUUGGAGAUGAGAAUCACAGGAGUGUGAAGAAGCAACCUACAGAAUUACUUGUAAUCUUUCACUACUGACACCUUCUCAUUCUUCCAUCCCUCCAGGACUUCGGACUUUUUUGCCUUAUCACCCCAAACAGGCCCAGCUGGUCACUGCUUCUGUGCAGCUGUAACCUCAAGAAUGGGCUGUUUUAAAUUACUUGAAGGGUUGUUGGGGUUUUUUUGUUUCUUUUUCUGUCCCAACUACAGCCUUCUCAGCUGGGUGGGCGGUACAUCCAGCUCUGGAGGGUUACGUGCAUACUCAUCCACGUGGCUUUGCACUUUCAUGUGAGCGUGCACGUGGAGAACAGUACUGCUAGCAACUGGCCUACCCGUAGGGGUGGUGUCAGAGGGUGGGGAGGGACACAGUGGGUGUAUGUGUGAAUUUCCACUUUCUACAAAUAUUGGAGAUCCAGGUGACUCUCCCCGCACGUCUGGCCUUGUGUGGUUCUGUAGGGCUUCAACACAUAGAGGUUGCAAGUGCAAUACUGGUAGUAACAAAAAGGAUGGCUUUUGGGCUAGAGCUUUAUGCACUGCGGGAUGUGGGUGCUGCCUCUGUAUGAAGUCUCCUGUUUCCUGGAGGCCUUUCUGCAUGUGGUAGGAGAGGGUGUUGGGUCACCUCAGCAUUUUGAAACGGCUGCCUCUUCAUCCUCACUUCUUCCUCAUCUCCCCCCGCUCCCCCCCCCCCCCCCCCCCCUUAAUUUGUGGCUAAAUCAAUACAGUAAAGGAGUUGGCUGCAUAUAGUUAAGGUUGCAGCAAUGUAUCUGCUUUCUCACAUGUUAUUUCUCCCGUUCUUCUUUUGAGGGUGGUCUAAAAUGAAUAGUAAUGGUAUCACUCGCUAAGGUGAAAUUUGGGGCCAAUCUGUUGAUCUGGCUUGAUAAGGUGUCAGGUCUCUGCUGCUUGUGCUUCUACUCUGAGGGUGUGCGCUAAAACCUGAGGGCAGAGAGGGGACAGAACGUUGGAGUUGACGGAUGGCUAAUUAAUUUAUGGUCUGAAGAAGAAAGGCUCUUUCAGAGGACGUAGUAACAUUGUCCUCUGAAAAGAAGAAGAAAACCAAACCCAAGGCUAAUAACCAAAUGUAGGACCAGGUGUGCCGAUGGUGGGCUGCUGUUGGAGGACAGGGACCGCUUGGCCUGCUGCUGGAAGCUGUGAGCGCUGUAUUUCUGUCCCAGCUGGACAUGUGGGUCAUCGGGCCAGUCCUGGCUGACGGGAGCCAAGGCUGGUGCUGCCUGGGGCGAGGGCUCUGGCGGCUUCUCUGUCUUCUUACGGGCUCGUUUCCAAGAGAAGAAACAGAAACAACUGAAAUCUCUUAAAAGCAUCGCGUGGCCUACAAAGGAAGCUGCAUCUUGUUGGCCCAGGGAAGCGGCUUCUGACGGUGGGUGGAAGCUGUCGAGGUGUGCGAAGGGGAGGCUUCGUUUGGGGACUGAACUUGAGCGCUUGGUUGGUGCCGUGGGCUCCCUGCGUGAGGCUUGCUGCCGGCGGGGCAGCGACGUGAAGCUGCUGCUCCUUCACGCGCUUUUCUUGGUGUAUGUGACACUGACCUCGGAGCUUGCCAGCAGGUGCCAGAUCAAGAGCUCUCCUAUAAACUUGUGUGCUUCUUGGGAUCUGUCCUCUGCUAGGCUGAAAUUUAAUUAAGGGUAAUCAGACCUUGAUAUCCAGAAAGUGUCAGCUGUUCUGAUCGGCAGCCAUGGGCACUGGCAUCUGUGUUGAUCACAUGUAAAGCUUAAAGAUUUCCUUCCUCUUGCCUCCGACUUCUGCAGCCACCCGCAGUUCAGUGUACAACUGUGCAUGUGUUAGGGAUUGUCGAUGUUAACUGUGUUCAUUUCUAUGAUUUGUUGUCUUAUGUACAAAUACUUUUUAAAGAAAAUACUUCCUUUCCUUUUAAAGGAUGCACUGAGGCAUUAGUGUAAAAACAAAGUUAACUUGAUUUAAAUAAAAUUACUGUACAGAAAGCGGA
This is a messenger RNA of Falco peregrinus (peregrine falcon), 4806 nucleotides long. It is a transcript of the gene VAMP7, whose product is annotated as vesicle associated membrane protein 7. Gene Ontology annotation, molecular function: SNARE binding; SNAP receptor activity. The record is from RefSeq and is a predicted model, not a curated record. The transcript is spliced from 8 exons. Bases 2134 to 2796 code for a protein of 220 amino acids. Gene Ontology annotation, biological process: exocytosis; vesicle fusion. Lineage: Eukaryota; Metazoa; Chordata; Aves; Falconiformes; Falconidae. Gene Ontology annotation, cellular component: membrane; SNARE complex.